CCGAGUUAUCUUCCUUCGUUCACUUCUUCGUCAGAAGAUUGAUAACGAGAAACUCUGCAAUGGAGAAGCCCGACCAUGAACCCGCUUCAUCAAUCAAUCCAAAAAAUGGUUUCUGCUCUGAGACAAAAAUCUUCCACAGUCUCAGGCCUCAAGUCUCUCUUCCUCCUCCAAUCUUUCCCCUCUCCAUAACCGAUUAUGCUUUUUCUCUUCUCCGCACUCAUCCUCCACCCCCUGCUGCCUGCGCUCUCGUUGACGCCAUUACUGGUCGUUCCAUACGAUUCGAUGAGCUCGAGGUCCUCGUCAAAAUGCUUUCCUCUUCUCUUCGCACUCGAAUCGGCUUCUCCAAGGGCGAUUCCGCACUUAUUCUCUCCCCUAACUCGCUUCACAUUCCCAUCCUCUAUUUUGCUCUCUUCUCCCUCGGCAUCGUCGUCUCGCCGUUAAAUCCAGCCAGCACCAAGUCCGAAAUCUCACGUCAAAUCGAGCUGUCGAAACCGACCAUCGCAUUCGUCACGUCGGACACCGCUCACAAGCUGCCUCCCCUUCGUUAUGGAACGGUUCUCCUCGACUCCCCCGAUUUCGAGUCGUUGCUGGAGGGUCCAAUUGUCGAAAUGGAGGAUGUGGAGGUGAGGCAAUCUGAUACGGCGGCUAUUCUGUAUUCUUCGGGGACGACAGGAGCCGUCAAAGGAGUUGAGUUAACUCAGCGAAACUGGACUGCCGCAGUUGCGUUGGGACACGCGUUGAGUCCGGUGAGGAAAACCCCUUCAGUGAUUCUGUGCAUGGUGCCGUACUUUCACGUGUACGGAUUCGUCGUCUGCUUGAGGGCGUUGGCAAUGGGGCAUUGUGUGGUGACAAAAGCGAUUGGGAGAUUCAAUUUGGAAGAAAUGUUGGGAGUGAUUGAGAAAUUCAAGGUUACUCACGCCGCAUUGGCUCCGCCAAUUGUAUCGGCCAUGGCCCCAAGUGAAAAUGCCAGGAAGAGGUAUGAUUUGGGUUCACUAGAAGUGGUGCAGUGUGGGGGAGCUUCAUUGAGCAAGAGCGUGAUUGAAAAAUUCAAGCAACGGUUUCCUCAUGUGCAGUUGUUGCAGGCAUAUGGAUUGACAGAGACGACGGCGAGGAUAUUCGCGACAGUGGGUGGUAGAGAAUGCCAAGUGACAGGGGCAACAGGGAAGCUCAUGUCCAAUUGUCAGGCCAAGAUUGUUGACCCUGAUACUGGCAUUGCGCUGCCUCCUGGCAACCCUGGGGAGCUUUGGGUUAGAGGACCAAUUAUCAUGAAAGGAUAUGUGGGGGAUGAGAAGGCAACUGCUGGAAUAUUGGAUUCAGAGGGAUGGUUGAGAAGCGGAGACCUUGGCUACAUAGACGAUGAAGGAUUCCUAUUUUUUGUGGAGAGGAUAAAGGAACUGAUCAAAUACAAAGGCUACCAGGUGGCCCCAGCAGAGCUGGAAUUUCUGCUUCAUUCUCAUCCAGAUGUCAUUGAUGCAGCUGUGGUGCCGUACCCAGACGAGGAAGCAGGACAAAUACCUAUGGCUUUUAUUGUGAGAAGAUUGGGAAGCACCAUUGAUGAAUCGCAGAUUAUAAAUUUUAUUGCCAAAAGGGUGGCUCCGUACAAGAAGUUACGACGAGUAACUUUCGUCAACUCCCUGCCGAAGACGAUAACAGGCAAGUUGUUAAGGAAAGACUUAAUUAAAUUGGCCUCCAAGUUAUAAUAUUCGUUUAAAUUUAUGUAUUUAUCGUACAUGUAGGUAUUUUACUGCUAGAAAUAUGUAAGGGUUCGGAGAUUUGUAGGAUAAUUAAAGGACAACCUUAAAGAAUUUUAA
This is a messenger RNA of Carica papaya (papaya), 1811 nucleotides long. Its product is annotated as 4-coumarate--CoA ligase-like 9. NCBI's taxonomy places the organism in Eukaryota, Viridiplantae, Streptophyta, Magnoliopsida, Brassicales, Caricaceae. Gene Ontology annotation, molecular function: CoA-ligase activity. The record is from RefSeq and is a predicted model, not a curated record.